CGGAUAGGGCGAUACGAUGGUAUGCUGGGAAAUGUAGUUCCUAUGGCGCAUGCGCGGGAUCACUACUUGGGCCGGAUGCUCGGGAAGGUGGUUGUCAGGAGCCGGAGAGCUAGUGGUAACAGUUAAAAUCGGUUCGCUGCACAAUGUCGUUUACACUGCGAUGGAUAUGUCAGCUAGGACCAAGGGUCUACAAGUGUUGUUCACCCCUCAUACAAUCAGCAGUCCAGCAUCGAGUCAGCCGUCCAGCUCUCUGUAGUCAGUGUGAGGCCCUGUACGUAACUACGAGCCGACUACUUGCCACCAAGAAGACCAAAGUGAAAUCCAAAGGACACCCAGGAUCUCGAGUGAACAUCAAUGCUGCUUUAGUGGAGGACAUUAUCAACCUAAAUGAAUUAAAACAAAAUAUGUUGGAAAUCGUAGAGAAUCUUAAAGAUGAUUAUGGGAAGAAUCUGAGCAUAAGAACCUCUCCAGGUGCUUUGGAUCAUAUAACGGUUACAACUAACAGUGGAAAAUUCCCAUUAAACCACUUGGGACAAAUCUCCAUGAAAUCACCUCAACUCAUUUUAGUAAAUAUGACAAGUUUCCCUGAGGCAACAGUGGCUGUCACCGAGGCCAUAAGGGAAAGUGGAAUGAACCUGAACCCCGAAGUGGAUGGAACUCUGAUCAGGGUGCCAAUUCCUAAGGUGACCAGAGAGCACAGGGAACAUCUAGCCAAACUUGCAAAGCAGAUAACAAACAAGUCAAAGGAAUCGCUGCGAAAACUGCGCGCCAAUGCCAUUGCACAAGUUAAGAAAUCAAAGGAUUCUGUCUCUGAAGAUACAAUCAGACUGCUGGAAAAGCAGAUUCAACAGAUGACAGAGGAUGUUACUGCUGACAUGGACAAACAUCUUGUGGCUAAAACCAAAGAACUGCUGGGAUGAUCAGGAUGGGGAAAAUGUGCGAAAUGAGCUGGGAAUAAGCAAAGCCUUUUCCCUGCUCCCUUCCCCCACCCCUAUUCCCAAAAACCUAGUGCUCCUGUUUGUAAGUACUGGCAGUCAGAGAGUUUAUUCCGGACACCAUUUUCUACAUGUUCCUAAAGAAAGAUUUGCAUUUAAUUACUUCCUUUCACACAGUCUAAAGCUCUGAAGUACUUUUGAGGUGAUAUCACUGAUAAAAUGCAGCAGUCAGCUUUAAAUACAGCGAUCUGCCUGGCUCAGCUGAAAAGUUCAAGAACACAGUUAUCUUUCAGCCCACAGAAUCUUGGAGGAUUCUUCAUCUGAUAGGGCAGACGGCCUCAUCUCUCCUGAAAGAAGGCACCUCUGACAGUUUAACCUUCCCGUAGCACUGUGCCCGAAUGUCAACUCGUCCUCAGCUGUCCAGCGUGAGACCGGUACCCUCAACCAUCUGACUCCGGGGUCCAUGGACCCCUUACUUACUGGUUUACGGCAUAAAAAAGGUUGGGAACUCAUGAUCUAACUCCACUAAUACACGUUACAUAGCCUGUGAACUUUAAUGAACUAUGGAACAUGGAUUCUAUCCACAGAGCUGUGGGUGCAGAACCCCUGCCCGUUAUUCUCCUCACUUCUCGUUAACUGGGGACAGUGCACGUCCAAUUUCACCAUUCUUGAUCUUUAUGACUCGGAUGACUACUUUCAGAAUAAUGGUCUACAGGUUAUCUCCUGAGGAGGUGAACAUUUCUAUAAAUGGAAGUUUUCCUCUCCUCCUUAUCCUUAGUUCUGCAUCGCACCACGUUACACAAUGGUCACUGAAGGUACUCUGUACAAUGAUGAGGCUUGAUUCAUCUUCAUUCUACACACUUGCUGCUACAGUGCCACAGUAGGGUAACAGUUAGUGUGACACUGUUGCAGUUUGGGGCAUUGGAAUUUGGAGUUUAAUUCCGGUGUCCUCUGUAAGAAUGUUUGUGCAUUCUUCCCGAAUGUAUAUGUGUUUCUUCCAGGUGCUUCAGUUUCCCCUCUCAAUCCAAAGGGUUACCAGUGAGCAGGUUAAUUGGUCAUUGUAAAUUGUCCUGUGAUUAGGUGGUGAGUUACUGAGCAGCUCUGCUCGUUGUGCUGGAAGGGCUUGUUCUGCAUUGCAUCCCAAAUUAAUAAAUGAAUAAAUAAAUAGAUACAGAAAAUGCAAUUGACAUUUCUAACCAAUGUGCCUCAAUAAAUUCAUUCAGUGAAGCAGAAUAAUUCAAUUUAACAGAUGUGAGAAGAAGCCUGCACCAUUUUAUCACUCAAACAAUGAUAAUAAUUGGGAGGUUCUUUUAUAAUACUACCAACAGAAAUUGGUGAUUGUAAAAUAAUUGUUCUUUUCACAAAAUUCCCUUCCAGAAAUCUAUAAACAAUAUGAGCUGAUGUGUUUCUUAAAUCAUCGCUCAUGUCUUAUUGAUUUGCAACAGGUGACUCCGGAAAUAAACACAAACAAUUUUAUCUGACUAUAUUUAAUGUUUUGCAUCAAAAUCAUGUCUUUCCUGAAUAAAUAAUUCAGUGCUGUGGUUUUCAUUUGUGGCUGUAGAAAAGUUUUAUUUGGAGAAGUUUGUAAUUUUUCCAAAAUGUCAAGAACAGUAUGGCCUUUACAGAGUUCAAUUUCCCAUUGUUAAUUUGGUUCAGUAUUCAAGCAUCAGUUUCUGGGAAAUGCAGAUUUUGUCAUGAGUUAGAUGUAUGUAUUGGUGGUCCAUGAGCCAGUUCCUGUCGGGGCAUCAGAGGUGGACAAGGUCAGCAACUUUAAAUUUUUCAGUGUUACCAUUUCAGACAACCUGUUCUGGGCCUAGCACACAAGUGUAACAAUGAAGAAAGCAUGGCAGUGCCUCUACUUCCUUAAGAGUUUGUGAAGAUUCUUUGUGACAUCUAAAACUUCGACGAAUUUCUGUUGAUUGGGUUUGGAGAAUAUAUUGAUUGGCUGCAUCACAACCUGGUAUGGGAACACCAAAGCCCUCGAAUGGAAAAUCCUACAGAAACGAACCUCAGUCUUGUAUAUGGUUAAAGGGGUUAAUGGGGUUAAGAGGAAUAAUAAAUCAGCCAUGAUGGAAUAGUGGAGCUAACUUGAUGGGCUAAAUGGUCUAUUGGUCUAAUUCUGCUCCCAUGUCUUAUGGUCAAAGGUUAGUAGAAUUUUGUUGGAAGGGGUGUAACAAUGCACAACAUGCUCAAUCUUCAGUCUUUCUUCAGGGUUUAUGAGGUGCCAGUUUGAAAGUCAAAUAUUCCUGAAUCAGAGUAUGGAGGCGACACGGCUGGCAAUGUUAUCCGAGCAUGGGAUUUGUCAUCGACUGUCCAUCUCUUCACCUCUCUGAGGUCACACCAGGUACCCUUAAUACGUACUGUAGGUGGAGGCAGUGAAAUCAGACUCGGAUACAGAUUCACAUGCACAUUAAAACAUACAGUGAAAUGUGUCAUUUGUGUUAACAACCGUUACAACCUAAGGAUGUGGCAGUCCCCACCCGCAAAUGUCACUGCACCAGCCCUCAAUGUUCAGCAGAACAAUGCAACACACACACAGUGCUGGAGGAACUCAGCACCUCAGGCAGCAUUUGUGGAAAUGAAUAAACAGUCAACUUUUUGCCAAGACCCUUCUUCAGGACUGGAAAGGAAGGGGAAAGAUGCCAGAAUAAGGAGGAGGAGGGAGGGGAAGGAGGACAAGCUAGAAUGUGAUGGGUGAAGCCAGGCGGGAGGGAGGUGAUGGGAGGGAGAGGUAAAGGGCUGGAAAUGAAGGAAUCUGGUAGGAGAUUGGAGCAUGGGAGAAACGGAAGGAGGAGGAACACCAGGGAGAGGUGUUAGACAGGUGAGGGGAAGAGGUUAGAGGUCAGAGUGGGUAAUUGUAGGAGGUAGGGGAAAAAACCACAAAUCCUUCUCCUCCCUCCCAGCCACCCACUCACACACUCAGAUCGUCCUCCAACCCCAAGACAGGCCACCUCUGAGCACACAAGAUGAGAUCAAAUCACAUGAACUCUUAGUUAACUGGCAUGAAACAGGAUUGCAGAGGUGAUAGAUCCGUAGAGCAGUACAGCACAGAUACUGGCUCUUUGGCCCCUCUGUGCCAAAUUAUUAAGCUGCCUGCACCUGGACCAUACCCCUCCCAUCCAUGUACCUGUCCAGAUUUCUCUUUAAUUCUGCAUUUGAACCCACAACCUCCACUUCUGCUGGCAGCUCAUUCUGUACUUGCACCACCCUCUGAGUGAAGAAAUUUCCCCUCAGGUUCCCCUUAAACAUUUCAUCUUUCACCUUUAACCCAUGGCCUCUAGUCUCAGCUAAUCUCAGUGGAGAAAGCCCGCUUACGUUUAAUCUAUCUGUUAUUCAUUAUGUGCCAUGUAAUAUGAUGUGGCUGAUCAUGGUCUUUCCAUGACUAUGAUUGUUCUUGGCAAAGUUUUCUGCUGAAGUAGCUUGCCAUUGCCUUCUUCUGGGCAGUGUCUUUACAAGACUAAUGUCCCUAGCUGUUAUCAAUACUCUUCAGAGAUGGUCUGCCUGGAGUCAGUGGUCACAUAACCUGGACUUGUGACGUGCACCAGUGACCAUCCACCACCUGCUCCCAAAGCUUCACAUGACCCUGAUCGGGGCUAACCGGGUGCUGUACCUUGCCCAAGGUGACCUGCUGGCUAGCAGAGGGUAGGAGAGUCUUACACUUUGUUUGGUAGAGACGUAUCUCCACUCUAUCACCCUAUCUAUACCCCUCAUAAUUUUGCAUAACUCAAUAAAAUCUCCCCUCAUUCUCCUACACUCUAGGGAAUAACCUAUUUGACCUUUUUAAGGUGAGUGUGACAAUCUCUUAGUGAUCAAAUUACCUUUCAAGAUUCAGUAUAGUUCAUUGUCAUAUACACCAGCAUAAUGAAAUUACUUGCUUGCACAGAGUAAACUAACUGUGUGAAACACCCCGGUUUCCUUGGCUGUGUAAGUCUGAGGAAGACAACCUACGGCCCCACCAAACUCUUGUGAUUGAGACGUGCUUGAUCCCACCCCAAACCUUGGUUUGUGUGGAUGCUGUGUCAUUGCCUACCCUGUUACAAAUUAAUGCCAUGAAGUAACAUGAUUACACUGUGUACAAUUAAAGGAAUUAUAUUCAUGAAUUUUAACUGAAGGGUAGUAAAGAAUAACAAAAAGAAGGUAGCCUAUUCUAAUUAAACAAACAAAUGCGCACAAGUUGGAGCUCAUCUUGAACUUCUCUGUCACUCACAUGCUGGACCCUCGGUCAACGUGAAACCACACACCACCAUUCGAACGUCGUUCGCAAUCCAUCUCGAGCAAACAGAUCUCCCACCGGAUCGUAUACUACGACUGAUUCUCCACACGUCUAUUUUCUUCAUCUCCUCUUGAAACAAAACCCCAAGCCCAACCUUAUUGUACCUCACCAAGAAAACCUCCCACUAAUUGGAUGGCACAUCAGCCCUUGUCUUCAACAAUAACCCAAACAGGCUGAAAUCAGAACAGCGGCUAAAUGAAAUACCUACAGCAUAACAGGAAAGAUGUGAACCAGGGCAUUACACGUAUAUACAUAUGACAUGUUUGCCUUUAUUAUUUGAGGUAUUGAGUUCAAAAGUCAAGAAGUUAUGUUGUAGCUUCAUAAAAUUCUAGUUUGGCCACAUCUUGAAUAUUGCAUACAAUUCUGGUCACCCCAUUACAGGAAGGAUACCGAGGCUUUGGAGAGGGUGCAGAAGAAGUUUACCAAAAUGCUGCCUGUAUUAGAGGGCAAGAGGUUGGACAAAUUUGGGUUGUUUUCUGUGGAGCAGAGAUCUGAUAGAGGUUUAUAAGAUUAUGAGAGGCAUAGGUAGCGUAGACAGACAGUACCUUUUUCUCAGGUUUGGAAUGCCUAAUACCAGAGGGAAUGCACUUAAGGUGAGAGGGGGUAAUUUCAAAGGAGAUGUGAUGGGGAAGUUUUUUACACAGAGAGUAGUGGGUACCUGGAAUGCACUGCCUGGUGGUUGUAGAGGUAAAUACAUUAGGGGCUUCUAAGAGACGUUUAGACAAGACAUGAAUGUGAGGAAAAUGGAAGGAUAUGGACACUGUGUAAGCAGAAGGGAGUAAUUUAGUUGGCCAUUUAAUUACUAAUGUAAUUGGUUCUGCACAACAUUGUGGGCUGAAGGGCCCGUUCCUGUGCUGUACUAGUCUGUGUUCUAUGAUAAAUACAGCGACAAGCACAAAACAGCAGAAUGUUUUAAAGACUAGUAGUAAGCCUGUUGUACAAAAAGAAAUGCUAAAGAGACAAAAGAGCCUGCAAUGUGGUCUUGAAAAUAGCCCCAAGGGGAGAAAAUCGGCAGCAGAAAUAACAGGAGCUGAAGACACGUCCCAACUCCACUGAAACGGAAAGUCCGUGUAUUUGUGUUUCACAAUUGACUCUGACUUUAUGGUCACUUGCUAAAUAAAAUGGGAACAUAUGUGAGUCGGAAAGAAAUAGUGUGAUUAUUUGGAUCAACUCAGCCUGGUUACUUUAGAAUUGUAAAUUCAGGAUUUUUGAGCAUUAUUAAUAAAUUAUGUGAUGUGAGUUGUGUGUGGUCACUCUGAGAUACUGAUUUAGAAUUCCUGAAGGUAAAAUUAGGAUUGAAAUUCCACCUAUUGAAAUUGAAAUUCCCUGUAACUCUGCGUCUGUCAGGCCUGAAUAGGUAGGUAACUCUCAGUAUCUGCCCAGCUAACAGGAGUCUACUGCCAUUCGUUUUCAACUCAUUACCUGCAGCCUAUUUAAACUCAGCUCUCAUCCACAAUCCUUGUUUACUCAUCGAUCUAGCCAACCUAGCCAAUCAGUUGCUCCCAGCCUUAAGGUAUCUUGUUGCCUUGUGGUGUUAAGUAUCUGUUCUCUCUUGUUUUGUGACCCUUUGUGGCUUGUUUGUCUAUAUUUCCUGACAGUAUCUACAAUCCCUUAAACCUACAAGAUCAACAAAAUCACCCCCAUUGCUCUGGACCAGGAUCAACUUUCACCUGCAGAUAUGAACCAAUAUCUGCUGAAGGGUCUCAGCUUGAAAUGUUGACUGUACUCUUUUCCAUAGAUGCUGCCUGGCCUGCUGAAUUCCUCCAGCAUUUUGUGUUGCUUUGAUUUCCAGCAUCUGCAGAUUUUUUCUUGUUUAUGCACUAAUAUUUGUACAGUUGGCUUGAUUUAUUUACUUAGUGAUACAGCAUAGUAAAAGGCCCAUCCAACCCAAUGAGCCCAUGCACCUAUGUGACCAAUUAACCUACCAACCUGUAUGUCUAUGGAACGUGGGAGGAAUCUGGACCAUUCGGAGGAAACACACAUGGUCACAAGGAGAAGGUACAAACUCCUUACUGAAAAUGACAGGAACUGAUCUCGAGUUGCUGGCACUGUACUAGCGUUACGCUAACGACUACAUCACUGCGUCCUUGUGGGAGAAUUACCGAGAUCUUCAUUAACGAUGGUCAACAUGUGAAAGACUCUGAAUAAAAGGUCUACAUUUUAGAAUAAUUCAUGUUAGCAGAAUGGUUCUGAUCUGGUGAGGGGUUCAAAGCACACUGUAGCUGGCUUUAAAUUCUAAAGUAUACGGUUCUUUGGGCACCACAGUAACACAACACUAUCACAGCUCAGGAUGUCAGAUUUCAGAGUUCAGUUCCAGCACCUUCUGUAAGAAAGUUGUGUGUGUUCUCUCCGUGAGUAUGUGAGUUUCCUCUGGGUGCUCCAGUUUCCUUGCACAGUCAAAAGAUGUAUGGAUUAGUAGGCUAUCUGGUCAUUGUAAGCUGUCCUGUGAUUGGGCUAGGCGGGUUAAAUCGUUCGGUUGCUGGUCGAUGCGACUCUGGGCUGGAAGGGUUCUGUUCUGCUCUGUAUCUCAGUAAAUAAAAUAAAUAAAAUGUGAGGAGGAGACCUAAGGUGAAAGUGCUUGGAGUAAUUGAUAUCUGGAAGGCAUUGCCAGAAGGGGUAUUGGAAUCAAUACAGUAAUUUCCAUUGAUGGUGCUUGACCUGCUGAGUUCCUCCAUCAUUGUGUGUCUGUUGCUUAAGGUUUCCAGCAUCUGCAGAACCUCUUGUGUUUGUGUACCAAAAAAGGCUCCAAAACAGUAUAACACCAAUGUUUCACCUGGACAAGAGAUUCUGCAGAUGCUGGAAAUCCUGAGAAACACAAAAUGCUGGAGGAACUCAGUAGGCCAGGCAGCAUCUGUGCAGGGGAAUAAAUGGUAGACAUUUUAGCCUAAGCACUUCAUCAAGACUGCUCAUCAGGGUCUCAGCCCAAAAUGUUGACCGUUUGAUCCUCUACCUAGAUGCUGCGUGAGAGCCUGCUGAGUUCCUCCAGCACUUAGUAUGGAUGUGUUUCUACAUUUCUGUUAUUUUUCUGUAAGGAUAGAAUUUUGACCAGGACCGACUAUAAUUGAGACACAAACUGCAAAGUCAAAGUAAAUGUAUUAGCAAAGUACAUAUCUGUCACCAUAUACGACCCCAUAGGGUAAUGUAAUUGGUGGAAAUGUCCAUAAUUCACAACCACUGACUGAGUUGGGGUUCACUGCAAGAGGCUGAUCUGAUGCAAUGACACAGUUAUGUAUAAGGCUUGUACUGCACUUUGUCUACAGUUUUAUGGAGUUCAAUAAAUUGAACUAAAUUGAA
Hypanus sabinus (Atlantic stingray) is the source of this 8502-nucleotide messenger RNA. It is a transcript of the gene mrrf, whose product is annotated as mitochondrial ribosome recycling factor. Gene Ontology annotation, biological process: translation. The record is from RefSeq and is a predicted model, not a curated record. Gene Ontology annotation, cellular component: mitochondrion. The transcript has 7 exons. Gene Ontology annotation, molecular function: ribosomal large subunit binding. Bases 144 to 920 code for a protein of 258 amino acids. NCBI's taxonomy places the organism in Eukaryota, Metazoa, Chordata, Chondrichthyes, Myliobatiformes, Dasyatidae.